AUUAAGUAGAAUCACACCUGUAGGCAAAAUCAAUUUUUUGUAGUAGAGAUGAAGAGUUGAGUAUCUUUGGCUAAUUACUAUGGAGGAGCUGUUCUCCCAGCUGUCUGAAGGUGUCUGAUUCCAUUAUUUGCCUGUGAUGACUCUGAAAGCUAGGUAAACCUAUAAAAUGCAAAAGCCAUCAAUAAGAAGCAAAUUGUUGCUAGAGUAUCUCCUCCUUAUUUGACUGUCUCAGAACUAAAUAGAGAAAGCAAUGACAUAAACAAAUGUACACCACCUUCCUGCCCCAUGCCUUUAUUGUUAGUCUUCUUCCCCAGAGGAGUCCUGAUCUAAUUGAAGAGCGUGAACAACCCAACCUGUCCAAAACUCUAUAACUUCAUAAUUUUUUAGUAAAUAAUUUUUUAUUCCUAAAAUGCUAGAGUCUCACCUCAUUAUCCAUUUUCUUCUUGCAGUGAUACAAUUUCUUCUUGGGACUUUCACAAAUGGCAUCAUUGUGGUGGUGAAUGGCAUUGACUUGAUCAAGCACAGAAAAAUGGCUCCGCUGGAUCUCCUUCUUUCUUGCCUGGCAGUUUCUAGAAUUUUUCUGCAGUUGUUCAUCUUCUACGUUAAUGUGAUUGUUAUCUUCUUCAUAGAAUUCAUCAUGUGUUCUGAGAAUUGUGCAAUUCUCUUAUUUAUAAAUGAAUUGGAACUUUGGCUUGCCACAUGGCUCGGCGUUUUCUACUGUGCCAAGGUUGCCAGCGUGCCUCACCCACUCUUCAUCUGGUUGAAGAUGAAGAUAUCCAAGUUGGUCCCAUGGAUGAUCCUGGGAUCUCUGCUAUAUGUAUCUAUGACUUGUGUUUUCCAUAGCAAAUAUGCAGGGUUUAUGGUCCCAUACUUCUUAAGGAACUUUUUCUCCCAAAAUGCCACAAUUCAAAAAGAAGAUACACCGGCUAUACAGAUUUUCUCUUUUGUUGCUGAGUUCUUAGUGCCAUUGCUUAUCUUCCUUGUUGCUGUUCUGCUCUUGAUUUUCUCUCUGGGGAGGCACACCCGGCAAAUGAGAAACACAGUGGCCGGCAGCAGGGUUCCUGGUAGGGGUGCCCCCAUCAGUGCGUUGCUGUCUAUCCUGUCCUUCGUGAUCCUCUACUUCUCCCACUGCAUGAUAAAAGUUUUUCUCUCUUCUCUAAAGUUUCAUGUCAGAAGUUUCAUCCUUCCAUUCUUCAUCCUUGUGAUUGGUAUAUACCCUUCUGGACACUCUCUCAUCUUAAUUUUAGGAAAUCCUAAAUUGAAACAAAAUGCAAAAAAGUUCCUCCUCCACAGUAAGUGCUGUCAGUGACAGAGAACUUUGAUCAGUUCAAAGAACCCAUGAUUCAAUGACUUACCCACACCUGCCACACUUCCCUCAGCCAGACAAAGCAGCCUGUUCAUAAAUAUACAACACGUCCCCUUCAGGCCUGUUUAUCCAGCCUGAGGUAUUUCUGUGGAUUUGCUACUUUUUCAAGCAGUUAAACUGAUUUUGAAAGCAAACAUAUGUUGAUGGAUUACAUCAAUGUCAAUAUCCUGGUUGUGAUAUUGUACUAUCAUCUUGCAAGUUGUUACCAUUGGGAAAACUCAGUAAACGGUUCAGGGUCUUUCUGUAUUCCUUCUUACAAAUGCAUUCAAAUCUACAAUUAUUUCAAAAUUAAAAGUUUGAUGAAAAAGAAAAGCACUUGUUUGAGCUCGUGAUGUCAGAAGGACACAUGAAUGCUGUAUGGUCCAUGACUAUCUGAUGCCUAGUCUUCGAUGGUUUAUCCUGACCUUAACGGGCUGACUGUUCAUUUCUUGUCUACCUGGAUAUUAUUUCUGUUCUGUUUGUUGGAGUUGCAGGCAAUGGAUCCAUUCUUUUCCUCAGAUCACAAACGAAGCAAGGACAAGCAGGCCUUCUCCAUCCUUAUAAGCAUAUUCUCUUACUUCAUCCUGCAGAGAGCCUAGAUGCCAUGGUGACAUGGGCAAUCAACUGAUAAAGGGGAAGACAGAUAGAGGAGGAGGAGGAGUCGAGGACUGAAUGCCUGUUUUCCAUUUCUCCUAGCUGUGCACUCUGAACAGACAAUAACCUGCAAAGAUGUUUUAUUUUGUAUUUGUGUGCCUGGCUUUGAGACCCUUUCAACCCAGGGUGGUAAUUUGGAACUCUUCCUGCAUUGCAUGUCUUCCCAGUGAAGCAACAUCAGUAGGUGGGUGGGGCUGGGGGUGUCUCCAUCUGCUUCAAGUCACAAAUGCAUUUUCUGUUUGGUUGAGAUUUUGAAUACUAAGAGAUAGAUAGAUAGAUAGAUAGAUAGAUAGAUAGAUAGAUAGAUUAUGGAGAUAGAUAUACUUGUAUAUUUCCAAAACAGCUUCAGAACUGUUUUGCUUCUAGACAGGCAAAUGAAGUAAAAAAUGUUCUUAAGCUUAGCUGUAACUUGUAGUUCAGGCGCGAUGAUGCAAAGUAGGUUUAGGUUUAGAUUUGUCAAUCACCAGUAAUAGGAACCCAAAUACAGCUUUUCUAACCCAAGCCACACGGGCCUGGUUAUAAUACACCAAUGAAGGAUUUUACUUCAGAAGAUUCAGGGACGUACUUAUCUUCUUGGGCAUGGGAACUAAGCUCUGAGUGUACUCUCAACUUCCCACAGGUUUCACACUUCAUUCCCCAAGGAGCAAAAUGACAGCCUCCAUCUUCCUGCUAUUUCAUUUUCCCACGUCCCACUAGGUAGGAAGGUUUGUAGCUAAUCACGCACUCAGGGAGCCAGCUGUGGGAAGAUCAGUUGUAUCCUGGAUGUAAUUAUUGCUUCUGAUUGGGGGAAAGGACAAUGAAAAGUCACUUUUCUUUUUCUCAAGUUCAGAGAAUAUUCUGUUCCUUGAAUCUGUGAUAUGUGUACCUGAAAGAGUGGGAGCAAUUUCAAACAUUCAGGGAGAAAUUUGUCAUGAUACAACUCUCAUGUGUUUUUUUUCUGAUACUAAAUUCUGAUUUUAUUUCAUGCAACUCUUGCUUUAAUAAUGUUAGCUAAUUAGACAACUAUUAAGAUAUGACUAGGUUUGUAUACUGUUAUCAAGAAAUGUUUAAAAAAAGAAUUCAUAAUAAAACAAUUCUAAAAACAU
Messenger RNA from Pongo pygmaeus (Bornean orangutan), 3084 nucleotides. RefSeq names its product taste 2 receptor member 1 (gene TAS2R1). The record is from RefSeq and is a predicted model, not a curated record. Gene Ontology annotation, molecular function: G protein-coupled receptor activity; bitter taste receptor activity. Bases 410 to 1309 code for a protein of 299 amino acids. NCBI's taxonomy places the organism in Eukaryota, Metazoa, Chordata, Mammalia, Primates, Hominidae. Gene Ontology annotation, biological process: detection of chemical stimulus involved in sensory perception of bitter taste; sensory perception of taste; G protein-coupled receptor signaling pathway. The transcript has a single exon. Gene Ontology annotation, cellular component: membrane.